AUGAUUAGCGAUGGUGAUUUAAGCGCCUACGAAGCUGUUAAACAUACCUAUGUCAAUGCGCUAAUAAAGAAUCUUAUACAUUCUGGCAAAUUUACCAAUCAUUCAUCAAUGGAUUCCAAAGAUGAAAAUAUCAAUAUGUUUUUGUCAAAACUUUCUUCGGAACAAUAUGAAAAUAAUCUUGUUACAAAAGAAGAUUUCGAUGAACAAGAAGAACAAUAUCAACAAAGUUUAAAUCAAUUCGAAUUGCAAUCCUGUACAAGAGAUCAAAUUAAUGGAAUGUCUCUCAUCGAUUAUUUCAAAGCUUAUAUGUUACAUCAUACUAAUCAAAUUAUUGCAGAAAUAUUUCAAAAAUUAACUUAUUUUCGAUUGAACAUGAGUCAUCGUUAUCAACGUUCAUCAUCUGUUAAGGCGGUAGUCGGUGUAUCUCCUGAAGUAACCAUAGAUAUUCUUCAUUGUCCUUUUAAACCAGAAGAACUAUCUCAUCUAUCUCUAUGUCCAAGUUAUAUUCGAUCAAAUCAAAGUGCUCUUCAACCAAUAAAGCAUCGUGAAACUCAAAUAAAAAAUAAUCUCAAAGAUAUAAAGGAUAAAGUUAAACGUCAAUUAACGAACUAUUGUAAAAGAGAACCACCAAUAGCGAGAAUGAAUCAAUAUUCUGAGCUACUUGAAGGUUUACUACGACAACAUUAUUUGACUCCAUUAUCUUAUGCUGAUCGUAUGCGUGCUCAACGAGAAUUCCAAUUAGUCAAGUCUAUUCGACGAAAAGCACAAAGAGCAAAACUUAUUAUACGUGUAUGUGACAAAGGUGGUGGUCUACAUAUUGGCAAUAAAAUUGAUUAUGAAAGAAAAGCAGCUAAAUAUCGCGAUGACACAAAACCCUAUCAAGAAUUAUCAUACAAUCCAUUAAUGGAAAUAUUCACUAAUGUUACAAAUGCAAUCAAUGUUCUCAAGAAUGAUAAACAAUUGAACUUGAAGAAUUAUAAUCGUCUAAUGCCAAAACGAGAUGAUGUCAGGUUAUCUUACAUGUAUUUUAAUCCUAAGCCACAUAAGGCAGGAACACCAUUACGACCCAUUAUGAAUACAAUAAAAGCAGUAACAAGACCUAUUUCUGAUUUCUUAGAUGAAUUAAUUCGACCUAUUUUUGAUCAAUAUAAUAAAGAUAACACAAUCAUCGAUGGUGUCAAUCUCAUUAAACGUCUUGAACAAUAUGCUACUGAUGGUCAUCUCAAAGAAUCGACUCAAUUCUGUACUUUUGAUAUUAACAAUUUAUAUACGAUGCUACCACAAGAUGAAUCCAUACGAAUUCUAGGCGAUUUUCUUCGUCAUUAUGUUGGUGAAAGAAUUCAAGGUAUAUCUAUUACGACUAUUCAAAAAUUGGCAGAAAUUGUUUUAAAAGAAAAUGCUUUUGUCUACGAUCAUAAAUUCUAUAAACAGAUUAUUGGUGGUGCGAUGGGUUCACCAUUUACAUUAACUCUAGCCAAUAUAUUUAUGUGGCAUUGGGAAAAACGAUGGGUUCGACGACAAAAAAGUAAAAAUGAAAUUUAUGGCAGAUAUAUUGAUGAUGUUUUCUUCACAUCGAACGAACCGAUCGAAGUAGUUCAACAACUAUUAAAAGAUGCUAAUGGAUGGCAUCCUAACAUUAAAUUAGAAUCGAACAUUGGAAGCAGUGUCCCAUUUUUGGAUAUUCUCCUGACGAAUAACAAUGGAGUUCUUCAUACGUCCGUUUAUCAUAAACCAUCAGCUGAACCAUAUGUUGUUCCAUUUAUUUCGGAUCAUCCACGAUAUAUAUUUCAAAAUAUUAUACAAACAGCUCUUGUUCGAGCAAUACGAUAUUCAUCGACAUUCGAAGCAUUUAAUCAUGAACGUCGUGCUAUUCGAUUGAUGCUAUUAUUCAACGGUUAUCCGACCACUUAUAUUGAUAAACAAUUUCGAAAAAUCUUUGGUAAUUACAUAACAUCAAAUUCAAUUUUGCCAUUAAUCAAUAAUGAACACAAAUUUUUUCAACUACGUAAAGAACAUAUGAAACAACCAACCGCUCAGCAUUCACAAGUUGAAGCACGUAUUGCACUAUUCGAACAAAAUAAUAUAGACAAUAUCGUUGAAGAUAUUAUCCCGAUGGAAUCCACAACGACAAACAAACGUAAAACUAACAACGUUCCAGAUAAAGUGAUCAUACAUUAUACUCAUGAGAAACGAUUUACGACCAUGAAAAAAGAUAUGCAUACAAUUUUUGAAAAAUCAUUUGAAGGCUAUGGCUUAGAAGCUGUUAGACUCAUUGUUGGCCAUCGAAACAGUCCAAAUUCAGAACGUGAACUGAUACAUAAACGACCACCUCUCAAAUAUCUUACAUUAAAACAAUGA
Messenger RNA from Rotaria socialis, 2358 nucleotides. Lineage: Eukaryota; Metazoa; Rotifera; Eurotatoria; Philodinida; Philodinidae. The record is from the annotation of a GenBank genome assembly.